UCUUCGCUGUCACGACCAGAAUAACUAAACUUCAACCCAACAUCAAACAUGCAAGAUGGUCUCAUUUCCCGCGCGGGAGCAACUAUCUACAAUGAGGCCUACUCAGGCAAAGGGCCCACCAUCUAUGACCCGAUGGACGGCCCGAGUCAAUACUCGCCAACGAAAACCUGUGCCCAUCUGUCCCGACCAUCUCCUUCGCCCGCACAUACACCGAACGGUGAUUUCAAGCUCUGCGGAUACGAAGGCACGAUGAACUCCUGCGGUCCGCUGGGAGAUGAAUGUGUACCAAAUACCACCGGUAGCUCACUUGGUGCUGGUGCCGGUAAGGCAGGACUGGAAUUUUGGUUAAGAUUACGAUACGACCUGACGAGCGUACCGUGGGAACAGUUGAAAGCGGUACAGCUGAAGAACCCACGUGCGGCACCCGGCUGUGCUUACAUUCCGACAAAGGUUGAACAUAUUGCUAACAUAAUCACACACGGGACCUGGGUGUUACCCUCGAUGUAUGCUGGAUUACAGCUUUACGAUCGAAGCCACACGCCAGCGCAAACGUUGGCCGCCGUCAUUUACGGUGCCGCGCUAUCCAUGCUGUUUUUCGUAUCGACUUGCUUCCACUGUGUCUGCUACUGCAAUCACAAUCGCCCACUGAAGGAUGCACUGCAUCGAUGCGAUCGUGCCAUGAUUUACAUCUUCAUUGCCGGCUCGUAUUAUCCGUGGCUCAGUCUAGGCCACACGACCCACCCACAAAUCGUUUCAGUGGUAAAGUGGAGUGUUUGGGUUAUGGCGGUGCUGGGUAUUGUCUAUCAGCAGAUGUACCACGAACGGUACAAGUGUUUGGAAACGUUCUUUUACGUUGUCAUCGGGCUCGGACCGUCGGUUGUGAUUGUUCUCUGGGGCCACGAAUUUACCGGAAUGUCCGAGCUAAAGUUUGGUGGCAUACUGUACAUUGUAGGCAUCGUGUUCUUUAAAUCGGACGGGCUGUUUCCGUUCGCACAUGCUAUCUGGCAUCUGUUCGUGGUUUUCGCUGCGUACGUACAUUACUUUGCCAUCAUGACACACUUGUUCCCGGUCUCGAGCGCCAUCGUUACGCCCGUGGUUGGAUCCGUGGCUGGUUAAGGUGGCUACAACUAGCAGAAGAAGCUGAUGGCGGACGGUGAUAUUUAUCCUUUUUUCAUCCAUUCUCAUAUGCAAAGCGGGUAUAUCCGGAAUGAACAAAUUAAUUGGUCGACGUUAAUGUUUAUGUUUUUUUUUGUUCAUACGACCUUGUGUUCAUUGUUUUUAUCAUAGAGUUGGUUAUUUUUUGUAUAGUGUAACAUAGAUACUUUGAGGUGGGAUAAGAAAGUGUACCUUUAAACUAAAGCAAACAAUGUAUACAAAGAAAGGCAUACCCCACUUAGCAGAAAGUGAAAGUUUCUUAGAAACGAAUAAUAUAUUUUUAAUGUAAAAUUUUCGUACCAGUGUGGCGAGAAAUGCCUGACGGAAAAAUGCUAACGGUUCUCUAUUUGCCCAGAUAUGUUUCAAUCCUGCUCAACUUAUUAGUAUAUUUCCAAUUUUUAGGUACUAGGCAUUUUUUUGUCUAAUGGUAAUACUCAACAAGGAUGCUAUAUAUUCUGUACUGUUUUUCUCGAAGCUUUUUCUUAAGUUAGUAUACAGUUAGUAUAACAAAUGCACGAGAUAUCGAUGUUCUAAGUGAUAGACAGGGGUUAGCAUAAUUUUUGUCUUAUUGUGAUAUGUAGCAUGAGUAAGGAAUGGUUAUGAUUAGUUUAAUUUAAUUUUAUUUUUCGCAGUUUUUGUACAAACAUUAUACCCAUAAGCAAAAGCAGUACAUUAGUCCCGAAAACCAACCCCGGAAUUGAUCAAGAAAACUGCGCAUACUUCAACAAUCACAGGAAAAAGGGGAAUAAUUAUAGUACCAAAAUAUAAUACAUAUAGUGCAAGCUUAACCACCGGUAAACAAAUGUCGAUGAGUAAAACGAAGCUCUCUAAGCGCGGGAGGAAUGAUAAGAUGAAGUGGGUUGAUAUUAAUAUUAGAAAAUGAAGGGAUAAUAGUAGACCACAACCGUAAAUUCGGAUAACUGAACAUUCGUCUUACCGGGUAGUUGUCAUAUAUCGGUUUGAAGUCUGAUUAUCGUUAUUUAGGGCUUAUAAACGAAACAAAAUUAACCGUCUGUAAUGUAUGGAGGGAUGAUGAGUGAACUCGUAGCCAAAACAAUACACCGUUAAUCGCUAGACCUUAGACUUUAUCACAAUCAAUCGAAUAGCGAAGGACUCUCUUGAAUAAUACACACAAACAAAUACUCGAAAGAUCACCAUCCCACCUUUAAAAUAGAAUUAAAUAACAUUGUCUUGAAUGAAUACUACAAAUACUAGUUUUGCUCAGCUUGGAACAACUAUUACAAAAUGGUAUUUAUUAGCAACGAAUGUGUCCAAAAUAUUAUAUAAAGGAAACGUGUAGACGAUUGGAAUUCUCUUUGGAAACAUCAACCAUCUGCAAAAGUUAAUCCAAACCACUAGCCAACCACUUACCAAACUAGCCCAUCGAACGUGAAUUGCAACAGUAGAAAUGGUAAUGGACAAAUAGUGUAACCUUUGUAUCGUAAAUAUUUCCUCCAAACCGGUUA
Messenger RNA from Anopheles moucheti, 2621 nucleotides. RefSeq names its product monocyte to macrophage differentiation factor. Gene Ontology annotation, cellular component: membrane. The transcript has 3 exons. The coding region runs from base 49 to 1116 and encodes 355 amino acids. NCBI's taxonomy places the organism in Eukaryota, Metazoa, Arthropoda, Insecta, Diptera, Culicidae. The record is from RefSeq and is a predicted model, not a curated record. Gene Ontology annotation, molecular function: pore-forming activity.